Anguilla anguilla (European eel) is the source of this 1587-nucleotide messenger RNA. It is a transcript of the gene alg14, whose product is annotated as ALG14 UDP-N-acetylglucosaminyltransferase subunit. The transcript is spliced from 4 exons. Gene Ontology annotation, cellular component: UDP-N-acetylglucosamine transferase complex. The coding region runs from base 61 to 735 and encodes 224 amino acids. NCBI's taxonomy places the organism in Eukaryota, Metazoa, Chordata, Actinopteri, Anguilliformes, Anguillidae. The record is from RefSeq and is a predicted model, not a curated record. Gene Ontology annotation, biological process: dolichol-linked oligosaccharide biosynthetic process.
CCACAAGUAGUUUCCGUAGUUACAAACAUCGCCAUGCUUUCGUGUAAUUGAGGUUUUGUUAUGAUGGGAAUUUUUUGGGGAGUUAUCGCUGGGAUUUUUUUUGUAGUGUUCAUUUUUGCUAUUCGGUUAUUGAGUGUUGUGAGGAAUGGAUCUGAAUGCAAACCAGGAAAGAAUGGCUCUAUCAGUUUGCUCGUCGUCGCAGGAUCGGGAGGUCACACGACAGAAGUCCUGCGCUUGGUGGAGAGUCUCUCUCUUGCAUAUAGCCCCCGGCAUUACGUCAUCGCUGACACAGAUAAAAUGAGUGAAGACAAGAUCCGAACGCUGGAAACUUCGAAAAAUGGGAUGGAUGUACAACCAAAGGUAGAUGGCGGUAAUGCAAAUUUUACCAUUCAUCACAUCCCUCGCAGUCGUGAAGUGCGUCAGUCCUGGAGCUCUUCUGUUCUCACCACACUGAAUGCUCUCCUGUACUCAGUUCCACUGGUCUUCAAGCUCAGGCCCGAUAUGGUGCUGUGCAACGGUCCAGGGACAUGUGUCCCCCUCUGUGUGGCGGGACUGCUCCUGGGGGCUCUGGGAGUGAAGAAGGUGCUCAUCGUCUACGUGGAGAGCAUUUGCCGAGUGGAGACCCUCUCCCUCUCUGGAAAGAUCCUCUACCAUCUCUCAGAUUACUUCUUUGUGCAGUGGUCAACCCUAAAAGACAAAUAUCCCAGAUCAGUUUACAUUGGAAGAAUAGUCUGAACUACCAGGGGGAAAAAAACCACAGUGGCUUUUACCGAUUCACUGCUGAAGCCCUAUAUAUCUGCUUCCUGGGGGUUGCCUGCUUAGCUGUGUAAUGAUGAUGUUAUUACAGCACACAGUACUCCUGUGUAAGGAGGCAUUUUAACCUUGGUUAAAUCUUCAGUUGAAUACUGUACAGUCUGUUACAUGUGUCACUAAUGUUACAUAUUCCAGACAUUAUUGUACACAGAAGGAAGAAAAUGGAUUAAAAAGUAAGUCAUGCUAACUGAUUGAAUGUAUAUGGUUAUGAGGUCAUCUAGGUUUUCUGAUUAUAUGAGUGCACAAAAAUGUCCAAAUGACUGCGCUCCUUGUAUAAGCAGACCAGUGGAGAAAGUGGUCCUGUAUUGCACUAUUGCAGGUGUGACUGUUUUGAAAGCUUGUUCUGAAAGAAUGCCGUAAUGUUGCAGACAAGACUCCACAUGAAUAUUGUAAGCAGUGGUGGUAAACUGUGUCAUUUCACAGAGAAUUUGCUGUCUGUUUCAGACAUUCAGAAAUCUGUAAAUUUCUUCUACAGUUUGAUUUUUUAUAAAGGAUCCCUGUAAAAGGAAAGGGGGAUUUCCCUUUUUAUUGUAGCACUGUAGUUUUGACAGAUUUUACUUGGGGGCUCUUUCAAACAUCUCUUUCACACAUCAGAAACCGUAUAUACAAAUUAAGGCAUAUUUGUGGGGUGGCAUCAGAUGUUGCUGUUGGUGAUUGAAAUUAUCUUAUAAAUUUGGAUUGCAUUCAAGCUUUUUUGCUAUGGAAGGCAAGAUACAUUAUGUAUUUAAAAAACAAAGGCUGUUAUUGUGCAGAUUACAGCAUUUUUUGAAAGUU